This is a messenger RNA of Paramecium tetraurelia, 450 nucleotides long. RefSeq lists its product as uncharacterized. Lineage: Eukaryota; Ciliophora; Oligohymenophorea; Peniculida; Parameciidae. Gene Ontology annotation, cellular component: dynein complex. Gene Ontology annotation, molecular function: dynein intermediate chain binding; dynein light intermediate chain binding; minus-end-directed microtubule motor activity. Gene Ontology annotation, biological process: microtubule-based movement. The transcript has a single exon. The record is from RefSeq and is a predicted model, not a curated record.
AUGCCAUUAUCGUUCUAAUUAAUUACAAAGUUUUCAGAAGAAUAUUUGAACUAAAAAAAAAGAUAUGUCUACACUACACCUAAAUAAUUCUUAGAAUUAAUCAACUUAUACAAAUUCAUGUUGAAAACUAACAAGGGAAUGCUUGUAAAGAAUAAGGAGAGAUAUGAAAAUGGAUUUAUCAUAUUGAGAUCUACUUAAGCAUUAGUUGCUGAAAUUGAAAUUCAAGUCAAGCUAAAACAUUAUGAGGCUGAGGAAAUUAAGAAUAAAACCUAUCAACUCGCUGAAGUCGUUGGAAAAGAAAAGGCUAAGGCUGAAGUCGAAAAUGCAAAAGCGGCAGAUCAAGAAGCCAAAUGUCUACUCUCAAAUAAAAUAUUGCAUAGAAAAAGAAAUCCACCCAAGCAAACUUAGAUGCUGCCAUCCCAUUUGUUGAAUAGGCCAAAGCUGCUUUGA